UGAGGUUUGGGGGUUUCAACGCAUGGAAAGCCUGCCGAGCCAGAAUCCGUAGUAAACCGUCCUCAGUCUGAUAAUCCAUUACACUCAUUCGGUGCGAAUACCAAGCGGUGCAGAUAAUCUUGCAGUCACUACUCUCUUUAAUUGCCUCACUUCAUCCAUUCCUCAUUGUCAAACCGAAACACAUAAACGAUUUGGCGCUUUCGCUCUCAUUCCCAGUAUCAAGCAGGACUAAUCUGGUCCGACGUUGAAGCGUGACACGUAUCCAAAUUCGAUCGCUUUUUAUCGGUAUUCUCGCACUGUUUCACUUGGAGAGCAGUAACAUAGAAAAUAUCCACAAAAAUGAGUACGGCCACUGAUCCGGGUCCUUCCUACUUAAGACAGUCCAUCGUGUUGCACGAUUUAGUCUUGAAAGCAAGGAAUAUCAAUCCCCCGAAAUUCCUUCCGACCGUGCUUCGGAUCACACUUAGCCUUGAAUAUGUUGCGGCGAUAUUAUAUAUCGCAAGCGCCGUGCCAGUAAUCAGAAAAGAAGGUUUUUGGCUUUUUAAAGCGGAAGCAAACGGAAUGGUCAGACCAAACAUUCGCAUAAUAAUACCCAUUUGCGUGGUUCUUUACGUUAUUUGCGAUACAUCAACAUUAUUUUUACUUCUGAAUGAUUUGAAAUCAAAUGCUCUGGUUUCGACAGCCACUUGUGGCCUGGGCUUGAUGACAUACCCCAUUUUACUCUUUAUGGGAUGGACAAAGAUAUGGAAUGUCCUUCGAGCUGUCCCACUCACAAAGUAUGGACUGACAACAGCGAGACAAGCAAAUGGAGACUUUAAUGCGACGUACUUCAGGCCCAAGACCAUCAAUCUUCUUUCGGCUGUUUUUUACGGGUUUCCUCUGAUUUACGGCGGCGCUCCCAUCUGUCUGGUAAUAAAACAUUUGUGGGAAAUUAACUCAACGUUCGAUAAAUACAAUCGCAACUACUUAGCCAUCAUCAGUGGCGAGAUCGACAGCAAUUCGAUACUCAGAUUGAACCUCGAAGCUGUAGACCAGACGACCUACAUGCUUCAAAGAAGCAACGAAGUCGUAUUCCUUUCCCGUUUGAUCGCUUUCGGAUUCCUCUCUUAUGUUAUCAUAUCAUUUUUUAUGAUGUGGUUUGGCUACAUCCGCAUCUUGCAGGCGGUUAAAUAUCAAAUUGAAAUCCUUCGGCAGUCGUAUGAACAACGCAUUCCAUUUGCCAUCGGUAAUGAGGCGAUAGAGCCCGCUUCGAGUAUCCGAUCGAUGUCUAUGUCUCACAGCUACGAUGCGUCCCCCUGUGACUCCACACGACAGAAAAAAAACAGAUGGAUCUCGACGAGGCUUCCCAGUUGGCUUCCCAAUUUGCGCCAAACCCCAGAUUUCAUUGAAAAGCCCCGCCGAGUUCCCAGUCCGACAGAUUCCCGUCAGCUUGGUUUGCACGAAUGGGAAAGUGCCAAUCGAGCAUUACUCGGGUUUCAGUUGAGGGCUCUAAGACGACAUGAAGUAAAUCUGAUAUGGCAGGCGUGUUGUAAUGCAUUGGCAAUGUUUGCUUUCUCGGGCAUGAAUAUCACAGUUUGCUUCAACCUGUUACGGGUACCUACUCAUCAUUCAGCUUCGGACUUAGUAUGGUUUACCAUCACUUGGGCGAGCGUUUCUUGGGUAUGGACGAUUGGAAUACCGAUGGGCUUGGCACUUUUUAUCGUUUCUCGAUCUCCCCCAGUCACAGCUCUACGAGAAAGCGCGGAACGCUCCGGAGAAGAAGAAUGGUGAUAGGGCAAACCUACCGGCCAACAAAUUGGCAUUAAGAUUAUGAUCCCGGCGCAGUAGUUAUAUCCACAAAUGGGCCAGCGAAAAAGGUAGAAAAACUCCUCUACACAUUUUUCAACUCCACCUAGGAUCAACUUUUACAAGCUUUUCUGAAUAUAGGGAGCAGUGGCGUUGGUUCGAUUCAUAAUCUUCGUUCUGCCCACCAGCUUUCUCAUGAGCUUGUAUGAUCACGGUCAAGCAAAAUUGUACCUCUGUUGCAAUAGAACCCAAUUAGCACCCAAGCACCA
Messenger RNA from Puccinia graminis f. sp. tritici CRL 75-36-700-3, 2054 nucleotides. RefSeq lists its product as uncharacterized. Lineage: Eukaryota; Fungi; Basidiomycota; Pucciniomycetes; Pucciniales; Pucciniaceae. Bases 340 to 1770 code for a protein of 476 amino acids. The transcript has 8 exons. The record is from RefSeq and is a predicted model, not a curated record.